This is a messenger RNA of Oryza sativa Japonica Group (Japanese rice), 1290 nucleotides long. Its product is annotated as serine/arginine-rich splicing factor SC35. NCBI's taxonomy places the organism in Eukaryota, Viridiplantae, Streptophyta, Magnoliopsida, Poales, Poaceae. Gene Ontology annotation, molecular function: RNA binding. The record is from RefSeq and is a predicted model, not a curated record.
GGCUCAACCAGCCCAAGGGCUCAACGAAAGCGCCGCCCGCCGCCGCGUCAUCUCUUCUCUUCUGUUAAACCCCCUCCGCCACCGUCGCUGCCGCCGCCGCCGCCUCCGGAGCCCGAGACGAUGUCGCGCCUCGGCCGCUACGGCCCACCGGCGGUCCGCGACUCCUACUCCCUCCUCGUCCUCAACGUCUCCUUCCGCACGACGGCCGACGACCUCCUCGCGCUCUUCGACCGCUGCGGCGAGGUCCUCGACAUCCGCAUCCCCCGCGACCGCAGGACUGGGGAUUCGAGAGGGUUCGCGUUCGUGAGGUACAAGUACGAGGACGAGGCGCAGAAGGCCGUCGAUAAGCUCGACGGUGAGUCUAAGGAAAAAUAUAUAUAUUUUGUACUAUGUUUGGUUUACCGAGAUAAUUCUCAUACUAGUGUGUUUCACCGUGAAAUUUUCCUCUUUUUUAUUUCGGGUACAGGGAGGACGGUGGAUGGGAGGGAUAUCAUGGUGCAGUUCGCCAAGUACGGCCCAAAUGCUGAAAGAAUUCAUAAGGGGAGGAUUGUAGAAGAGAUUUCGAAGCCAAGAGGCCGAUCCAGAAGUCCUAGUCCAAAACGGAGGUAUCGUGCUGACUACCGAGACAGGGGCUACCGUGAUGACUAUCGGGACAGACACUAUCGUGAUGACUAUCAGGACAGGGAGUAUAGGAGAAGCCGAAGCAUAGAGAGGUAUGAACGUGAGAGGUAUCAAGAAAAAGGCUAUCGUCGCAGGAGCCGGAGCAUUAGCCCUGAUUAUGACAGGAGGCAUCGCAAGAAUGGCAGGCCCAGGGAUGAACGUUCUCCACGCUCUCGAAGCCCUUUGACCUAGCUGAAUGCCCUACACAAUAUAUCAUAGAUAGCUUGAGGAUGAAUAGACCGGAGCCUUGUCUGCUUGCUUAGGACGAAUACUGAUAAUGGUGUAGUGUUCAACAUGGCUGCAUUUGAGCAUCCAAGGCUGCUUCCUUGUUAACAAGACAGCACCUUUUGAGAACAAUGUAGAUUUCUGUUAUUUUUUGUAUCUACUUUAUUUCUUAUAUCCAUGUCAGUGCUAUUUUUUCCCUCAAUUGAGUGCUUAUUAUAGACUGUAAUUUGCAUGAUGGAGCGAAGAGGUGUUGGUUGAUAAUUGCUCCGUAUGCAAGUUGCUGUCAUGAUCUUGCGGUUGACGGACCAUGUUGAUGCUAAACACCUUGAUGAUGAUUUUGGUGAUUCUGAGGCUGAUAAUUUUGCUGCCCGAUUUCAUCCUUUCCUGUAUGGGUUUUGCAAAGUA